Cynoglossus semilaevis (tongue sole) is the source of this 2360-nucleotide messenger RNA. It is a transcript of the gene ncoa7a, whose product is annotated as nuclear receptor coactivator 7a. Gene Ontology annotation, biological process: regulation of transcription by RNA polymerase II; response to oxidative stress. Lineage: Eukaryota; Metazoa; Chordata; Actinopteri; Pleuronectiformes; Cynoglossidae. The record is from RefSeq and is a predicted model, not a curated record. The coding region runs from base 590 to 1273 and encodes 227 amino acids. The transcript has 6 exons. Gene Ontology annotation, cellular component: nucleus.
UAUGACCAAUGCAUGUUAAGAAAAAUAAAAUAAAAUGAGAUAAAAAAAAGAAUCUAGCUUUUUUUGUUUUGUGUGAUUAUAGUCUGUCCUUGCUGUAGUUGUUGGUUUUAUAAUAGUUCACUUUUAUUGUGGAGAGCAGAACUGUUAUUGACAUAAUCAACAGCAUCGAUUUAGCCACAUUACUUUUAUUUUGCAAACUCAGUUUAGAUUAUAACAAUGCUGCAUGCAAACUUUGCAGUACUACCUAUUAAAGACGUAAAUUAAACCAAACCACCAAACAACAAACCAUUUCCAGUAAGCGGGGAUUUACGUGUUGGGAGCAUGAGAAAACCUGGGUCGUGUCCCGUGUGGUUCUGGGAAAACCCAGCUUCUACAUAUAUGGACAUCCUUUUCCUGAGUCACUUCCGGUAACCGCUCACUACCUUCCGUUUUGUGAGAAAAAGAAACCAUUUCAGGAGCAGGAGAAACCAAUCAGAAAGCGCAUUGUCCUGAGUCUUCGACCAAUAGCAUUUCACACACACGGACCGAAAGUUCCUUAUUAAGUUACCCGCUCCUCAGUGUUGUCAGUCUGUCAGGUAAACGAGCAGAUAUGAAGUUGGUCUACGAUAAUAUCCGAGUUCUUUACAUUGCAACUGAUUGUGUGGAGCCGUAUGUGGAGAUUAUCAGAGUCAAGGACUCCAAACGACGCUCGAGUCUGUGCAGUUCUGACAGUUCUGAGGUGGAGGAGCCUGAGUACCAGGAGGAAGUCGAUGAUGUUCCGCCUCUCCUUAGUGAGAACAGCCAUCUGUUAAAUGACCACAACCUGGAGGAGCUCGCUGCUAACUUGCCGGCGAGGACCCGAGGCAAUUCAUGGAAGUUGGUCUACAGCACUGUUGUCCAUGGAAGCAGCCUGAAAACUCUGUACAGGAAUAUGGCGGAUAUGGACAACCCAGUGCUGCUGGUCAUUAAGGACAUGAACAAAAAGGUUUUUGGUGCUUUUUCAUCAGACCCUUUUAGAGUCAGUAAAUACUGCUAUGGCAACGGGGAAACCUUCCUGUUUAGGUUCAACCCCAAGUUUCAGGUUUACAAGUGGAGUGGAGAGAACUCCUACUUUGUGAAUGGCAAAUUGGACUCUCUGCAAAUUGGUGGAGGAGGUGAUGGCUUCGCUCUUUGGUUGGAUGCCAAUCUUUAUCGUGGGGCGAGUUUUUCCUGCUCUACCUUUAACAAUGAUCCACUUGCCACACAAGAAGACUUCAUGGUCCAAGAUCUGGAGGUAUGGACUGUGCAGAAUUAAAGGAGUAGAUCUGGGCUUCUCAAGAAGCAACUGUGAAGUUGCAAAACUUUAAGUCUUCGUGGGGCUCCUACAGUUUAGCUGCUACUGUGCAUCUGCUGAUAGAAGUGUUGCUCCUGUAUCAGAUCAGAGCAUCUGGCUGAGAUUAGCUCACACACAGAUCACAUUAAGCCGGUGUCUGUGUUAUUUUGGGCUGGCCAUAGCACCACUUUGAUAGGUGUUCAAUAGAAAUGGCCACAUGGAGUUUUAAGAUGUCAUGCCGUGCUGUUGUAAACCACCAGCCUUUUAUCAGCUCCAUGCUAAGCCUAGUUAAGAACUGGCCUGUCGAGCUUUUAGCUCCUCAUGCCCUCAUAUAUAUUGAGUGUUAUGUGUAACGAAGCUCAAUGUAUAAACUAUAUGAAAUUUUAAAUUUGUUUUAAACACGUUCCGUUAUUGAUUUAUUUUCAAUUAAUUUUAAAUCUUUAUUUAAAAGUUAAUGUCUGACAUGUUUUUAUGUGUGAUAUGUGAUUAAGUGUGAUGUUCUUUAUGUCAUGUGUUUUUAAAGCUUAGCUCACAUCGUCGAUAAACAUUUGCAUUAAGUCACAAGUUUAUAUGUUUAUUCAGUGGUGAAAACACUGUAAUGUGAUUAGUCUCGCAAUAUAUGUGGAGGCUUUGAUUUGUGAGCCGUUUCUCAUGUGGUCUUCAUUUCCUUUUCUUCCAAAAUACAGCAGUCACUACAUGCCUUAUCAAUGUUUAGGGGUAAUAAAUAGAAAGAGUUGCUCUAUACCUACUGUAAUUUACAAACGGCAAAGUUUGUCUGUGUAGAAAACAGCCUCAACCGUUGACUGUUACUUCCCUUUUUCAGAGACACCUGCCUAAUUAUUUGCAAAAGCUGUGUUGUAGGGUAAUGUUUCAACUUUGCUUUUAUAUACAUUUAAAUUAUUAUUUUUUUUAAGAACACGUUUACUAGGAAAGAGAAACAUGCUUGUAUCUUGUGUGCCUGGUUUUUACAUUUCUUUGUAAAUGUUAUUCUAGCAAGCAGUGCUGGCACUGACAACGUUUUGUUAAACUUUGUGGAAGCACAUUAAAUCUCUGUCGUUCCUCCAGACAA